AUGUCGAAGGAAUUUCGUCGUCGCAGCAGCCUUCCGACCUCACCUUCGCCAUGGCUGUCCGCGGACAUCCCAGUCCAAGAGCUGUGCCGAAAGCCUCACCAGUCUACAUCAUUCCUCAGUUUGCCUUCCGAAAUCCGAUUGAAAAUAUACGGAUUCGUCUGUCCAGAGAUCGAAAUAGAUUGCCGCACCCUCUUCAGACCUUCCGCUAAUCCAACCACGGAGCGUUUUAUCUGCAAAACCACGCAUCGAAUUCAUCUCUUGUUGACUUCACGGAAAGUGUAUGCUGAGGCAAAACCAGUCUUCGAUUCGGCCCCUGUCGCUGUUGCCUGCCGUUUGUAUAUCUAUCCACCACAACCAUUAAUCCCGCUCGACUUCCCACAAUCUGCUCUUCCUCGCGUUUACAAACUCAACGUCGCAGCAGCGCCCCAACCUUACUUUGGCGGACUUGGCCUGGCAUUCGGCCACAACUGGCUGGACCGCAACAUCUGCCCAAAUGUGCGCGUCAUAUGCAGGGCCUGGCCAAAAAUAGAGCCUCUCUCGUACAAGAGCCACAGAUUCUCAAUUGAAAAGGAGAGCCCACUUCAUUUUAUACCUCUGCUACUGCCUGGAUCACCAAUCGACCCUCGAGAUUACGGCAUCACAAAUGGAAACAUACAUAACCUCUUUGAGGUGUGCAAAUCAAGAGGUGCUAAUGAUUGUUGGCGGAACUUCGUGGUCAGGGAGAACGCCUGGAUCACGCACCACGAUCUGACUGUGAAAACGACUUACAGGAUCGGACUCAGGGCACGAACCCAAGAAGUGACCAAUUGCAUGGGACCGUGGAUUGUCUUCGAAAGUUGGCUGGACGUCGUCGUUAUUCGGGACAAGAAUGGGAUCAGGAUUGACGGGCUGCCAGAUCUGCGCGCGUCCGCAUGGUGGAAGGAAUGGACCGACAGUUUUCAACUCCCUCCUUCGCAGCAACUCGUCAUACUCGAGACCUGCACCGAGUUCCCUGAGCGGGCCAUUGACAGUGACAGGCCUUGGAACAUCGUGCGCUCCAGCUUAGAGAGUGUUGAAGAGAAUUGA
Fonsecaea multimorphosa CBS 102226 is the source of this 1065-nucleotide messenger RNA. RefSeq lists its product as uncharacterized. The coding region runs from base 1 to 1065 and encodes 354 amino acids. The record is from RefSeq and is a predicted model, not a curated record. Lineage: Eukaryota; Fungi; Ascomycota; Eurotiomycetes; Chaetothyriales; Herpotrichiellaceae. The transcript has a single exon.